AUGGCAAUGGGAGCAACCCUUCCUCUCUCUCGCCAUCUCGUAAGCCUGGUUGCCCUCCUUGCUCUAAGCCAAGCUUUCUCCGCAACUGCCCAAACCUACACCAACGUAACCCAGGGCACCAUCCUCACUCCCCUCGGCUCAACCAACUCCUGGCCCUCCCCCUCCGGCGACUUCGCCUUCGGCUUCCGUGCGCUCGACUCCAACGCCUCCCUCUUCCUCCUCGCCAUCUGGUACAACUCCACCUCCCCCCAGGCCAUUGUCUGGUUUGCCAACGGCCACAACCCGGUCCUGGCCGGGUCCAAGCUCGAGCUCACCUCCGACGGCCAAUUCUUCCUCACCGACCAGUCCGGCAACGAGGUCUGGAACCCCGGCGUCAGCAACGCCUCCUACGCCGCCCUCCUCGACUCCGGCAACCUCAUCCUCGUCUCCUCCAGCUCUUCCUCCCCUCUGUGGCAGAGCUUCGCCUCGCCGAACGACACCCUCCUCCCGGGCCAAACCCUAUUGCCAGGAUCCAGUCUCCGGUCACGGCUGACAGACUUGGACUACUCCGAAGGCCGGUUCGAACUCCUCGACCAGAAGGACGGCAACCUGGUGCUCUACCCGUCGGCAAUGCCGGCCGGAAACUUGUACAAGGCCUACUGGGCCACCGGCACCGUGGACUCCGGCUCCAACUCCCGGCUCGUCUUCAACGAGUCCGGCAGCCUUUACCUUGCUCUCACAAACGGUACACAAAUGGCCAUAUUCUCCAACGGCACCUACUCGACCAACGACUACUACCAGAGGGCGACGCUCGACCCCGAUGGCGUCUUCACGCUUUACGUCUAUCCGAAGAGCGCAUCCAAUGGGCAGCAGGAAUGGCAGGUGGCGGGAACCACCCCUCCGAACAUUUGCACCGCGAUCAUGAACGAUUACGGGAGCGGGGCCUGUGGAUACAACAGCUACUGUGUGUCGAACGGCGACAGUGGGAAGCCCGACUGCCUGUGCCCGCCCAACUAUUCAUUCAUCGAUUCGACGAGGAAAUAUUUAGGGUGCAUGCCGAGCUUUGCGCCGCAGAGCUGCGAGCGGAACCAGACAGAUUCGUUCGAAUUCCAGCCGCUAGCCCAAAUCGACUGGCCGCUGUCAGACUACGAGCUUUACACGACCGUGGACGAAGACCAGUGCAAAGAGUACUGCCUGAGCGACUGCAUGUGUGCCGUGACCAUCUUUAAGAAUGGAGACUGCUAUAAGAAGAAGCUUCCCCUUUCCAACGGGAGGAAGACGUCGUCUUUCCCCGGGACAGCUCUGAUCAAAGUGGCCAAAAGCAACCCUUCCACGCCUCAGCCGCCCGGUUCGACCGCAGCUGUCGAGAAGAAGGAUCGGAAAACUUUAAUUCUAGUUGGAUCGUUGCUUCUGGGGAGCUCCGGGCUUCUGAAUAUGGUGUUCCUGGCUGUGAUAUCGGUGAAUGCCCUCUGUCGCUACGGAAACAGGAGGCCGAUUAAACCAGAAUCGAGCGUGCCCGGAAUGAACAUGAGAGUUUUCACUUACGGUGAGCUCGAGCAGGCUACAAAUGGAUUUAGUGAGGAAUUGGGCAGUGGAUCAUUUGGAAGGGUCUAUAGGGGGUCAUUAACAUUGGACUCAAGAACGUGGAUCGCAGUGAAGAAGUUAGAUAGGCUGCUCCACGAAAACGACAAGGAAUUCAUGAACGAGGUGAGAUCGAUCGGCCAGACUCACCAUAAGAAUUUGGUCAGAUUGCUCGGUCUCUGCAACGAAGGGGUGCAUCGGCUUCUGGUAUACGAGUACAUGAGCAAUGGAUCAUUGAAGAGCUUUCUGUUCGCGAGCGAGAGGCCACAUUGGAACCGGCGAACCAAAAUCGCAUUGGGGAUUGCCAGGGGAGUCCUAUACUUGCAUGAAGAGUGCAGCGCUCCGAUUAUCCACUGUGAUAUAAAGCCAGAAAACAUACUCCUAGAUGACAAUUUUGUCGCUAGGAUCUCAGAUUUUGGGUUGGCCAAGCUUCUAAGAACCGACCGGUCUCACCGAACGAACACUGGCAUCAGGGGAACCAGAGGAUAUGUUGCUCCCGAGUGGUUUAAAAAUGCGCCCAUCACCGCAAAGGUGGACGUCUACAGCUUUGGCGUCGUGUUGCUUGAGAUUAUUUGUUGCAGGAAAAGCUUAGAACGAGGGGUGGGAAAUGAGGUGGUGAUGGUGCUCACUUAUUGGGCUUGUGACUGCUACAGAGAAGGGAGGUUGGACCUCCUGGUGGAGAAGGAUGAAGAGGCUAUGGCGGACAUGAGUGUAGUGGAGAGAUUUGUAAUGGUGGCCAUUUGGUGCAUCCAGGAAGAGCCAUCUCUAAGACCCUCAAUGCAGAAGGUGAUUCAGAUGCUAGAAGGAGCAGUUGCGGUUCCUGCUCCCCCAGACCCUUCCUCCUACAUCAGUUCAAUCCGCUAA
Molecule: messenger RNA, 2424 nt
Organism: Phoenix dactylifera (date palm)
Lineage: Eukaryota; Viridiplantae; Streptophyta; Magnoliopsida; Arecales; Arecaceae
Product: G-type lectin S-receptor-like serine/threonine-protein kinase LECRK3
Biological process (GO): protein phosphorylation
Molecular function (GO): protein serine/threonine kinase activity; ATP binding
Source: RefSeq, a predicted model, not a curated record